Molecule: messenger RNA, 774 nt
Organism: Condylura cristata (star-nosed mole)
Lineage: Eukaryota; Metazoa; Chordata; Mammalia; Eulipotyphla; Talpidae
Product: hornerin-like
Exons: 3
Coding region: 1-774 (257 amino acids)
Biological process (GO): establishment of skin barrier
Cellular component (GO): keratohyalin granule; cornified envelope
Molecular function (GO): calcium ion binding; transition metal ion binding
Source: RefSeq, a predicted model, not a curated record
AUGCCUAAACUCGUACAAAGCAUGGUCACUGUCAUCGAUGUCUUCUAUGAAUAUGCCAGCCAAGAUGAGGAAUGUAACAUGUUAAAGAAAGAAGAAAUGAAGGCACUUUUGGAAAAUGAGUUUCAUCAAAUUCUGAAGAAUCCAGAUGAUCCAGACACUGUAGACAUCAUCAUGCAGAGCCUGGAUCGAGACCAUAACAAGAAAGUGGAUUUCACUGAGUAUCUUCUGAUGAUAUUCAAGCUGGCACAAGCUUGUAAUAAAAUGAUCAGCAAAGAUUACUGCCAAGCUUCAGGGUCAAAACAGAGAGACCACCGUCACUGGCAUCACAAGGAACAGAAUGAAACAGAAGAUGAGGACAAAAGACAAGAAAAAUCUUCCACUCGUUCAAAAAAGCAAAAAGACAAACAGCAAAGAAACUGUUUAAUUUCUGGGCACAGGCAAAGCACUGGAGAAAGGAGAGACUCAAGCUCAGGAUACCUCAAGGAUAAUAAGAAAAACAAAAACGGCUCACAUCAACAAGGGUUUGGGAGUGAAGAUGUUAGUGAUACUCAUUCAAGCGAUUGUAGAAAAAGAUCAAACUUAGCAAAUCAAGAUGGCAAAAAACAAAUACAGAACCUCAAUCAGGAAAAUGUGAAGAACAAGGAUACUGUUCGAGUUCUAGUGACAGUUAUGGAAAACAUAGUUCAUGCACAAGUUGCACCCCUAGUCAGGCUAGACAUCAGUCAUCUGGCUGUGGCCAAACUGCAUCAGGUUCAGGCCAAUCAUCUUGUUUAG